This is a messenger RNA of Tilletiaria anomala UBC 951, 761 nucleotides long. RefSeq lists its product as uncharacterized. The record is from RefSeq and is a predicted model, not a curated record. The coding region runs from base 104 to 652 and encodes 182 amino acids. The transcript has a single exon. NCBI's taxonomy places the organism in Eukaryota, Fungi, Basidiomycota, Exobasidiomycetes, Georgefischeriales, Tilletiariaceae.
GUCAGUCAUCGGUGCGACCGGGUUCUGUAUAUACACACACCAUGUGAGGUCAGGAUAACCCAACAUCAAAUCAACCACGUAAAUAUCAACGCCGUACCCCUCGAUGGCCACUUCAAGCUACAUCAAGAGGGGCAAAUAUACAAUGCAGGGGCCCAUCGAGAUGUCACCCAGUGGCCGUGUCGAUGCGCGACGUGCUGCUGAGUCCGAAAAAUUAACCUUGAGGAUCGACCUGGGCCCUGCGAAGGGUCAGAGGCGCGGAGCUGGAGGCCUCUUCGAGCAUGCAUCCCCAUGGCUGCCUUUACCCAUAUCAGAAGCUGCACUUCUGGAUCUACUUCGAGGAAUGUACCUUUCUAUCUCUAAGCAGCAGACUUGGAGCACGCUAUCUCCACAUUCUGGCGCGCCGGCCAGUCAGCUGCCGUACUCAUCGCGCGGCACGAAAGCGCAGCACGUGUUGUCAGGAGUCUACCAUGCAAAGAGGUUCUGCUGUGUCCUAUUAUGGAAUGGUGAAAGGUCUGGCUAUCGUCGGCAACUCUUUCGCACACGCGACAAUCUGCACACCGCAGCACCGUCCACUGGCGAUGAGCUGGGUCCUGGGUGCAGUCCUGGAAGCUAUUGGCAGGUGUAUCCUAUUAUUGGAACUAGCUUUGGUUGAGACCUGAAUUGACUAUUUUAAGCUUGGACUGUAAGACGAGCGUUGAGGUCAGUUAGAUGAAUGAUGGGAAUUCCUGAAGCAAGUUUGCGCAGCUGCUCUCGACGUCAAC